AUGGGUGCAAAUGACAGUAAAAAAUGGCACACUCCAAAGCGUGUGGCUACUCAAUCUAAACAAGGAUUGGUUGUAGGUAUUAGUUCUCUUCCUUCUGGGCUAGAGCAAAAGCAGUUGAAUAAAUUUGAGGUGCUUCAAGAGCAGUUGAAUGGUGGAAAAGAAGAGGGAAAGAGGAGUUUAUGGAAAGGGUUACAAAGGAUAUCACUCUCUGUAAAAGCUUGGAUCAUUUUAGGGAACUUCAAUGCCCUUUUCUCUUGUAUGGACAGAUCUGGAGGGAAAACGGUUUCAGCGUUGGAUGCACACACUCUUCCAUUGUCUUCCAGUGUCGAAGAAACCAACCUUCUCUCAGAAAUUGUGGAGUCUCUUUUGUUGAGGAUCAUUAAUGCCAACAAUUUAUCAGGACCAAUUCCUACCUAUUUAGGAAGCAUAACCACUCUCACUCGUUUGUCCAUGGAGAGCAUUUUGUUUUCUGGAACUAUUCCCUCUGAGAUUGGGAAAUUGGUCAACUUGGAAUAUUUGACUCUUGCUGCAAACAAUUUCACUAGAGAGUUCCCUGAUCUCACUAGUCUCACCAAGUUAAAAGAACUAAGGAUCAGUAGUAACUACUUCACAGGAAGGAUGCCUGAGUUUGGCAAUUUGAAACAGCUUCAGAUGUUGUAA
Humulus lupulus (European hop) is the source of this 660-nucleotide messenger RNA. RefSeq names its product leucine-rich repeat receptor-like serine/threonine-protein kinase At1g17230. Lineage: Eukaryota; Viridiplantae; Streptophyta; Magnoliopsida; Rosales; Cannabaceae. Gene Ontology annotation, molecular function: protein binding. Bases 1 to 660 code for a protein of 219 amino acids. The transcript is spliced from 7 exons. The record is from RefSeq and is a predicted model, not a curated record.